This is a messenger RNA of Aspergillus aculeatus ATCC 16872, 2820 nucleotides long. RefSeq lists its product as uncharacterized. The coding region runs from base 31 to 2616 and encodes 861 amino acids. The record is from RefSeq and is a predicted model, not a curated record. Lineage: Eukaryota; Fungi; Ascomycota; Eurotiomycetes; Eurotiales; Aspergillaceae. Gene Ontology annotation, cellular component: Cul8-RING ubiquitin ligase complex; nucleus. The transcript is spliced from 4 exons. Gene Ontology annotation, biological process: DNA double-strand break attachment to nuclear envelope; double-strand break repair.
UCAAACAGAGCCACCGGAGUAGCUCCCACCAUGGGGGACCAAGGUGGAGAGAGUCAACUCUUCAGCCAGUGCAAGAUCUGUAUCAUAUGCUCCAGAGAUCUCCCUGCCGAUGCGGCACAUCAACUGGCAUUCACUUUCGAGCAACAUGGCGGCGAAUCCGUUAUUUACGAGCCACCGGCCGAAUUCCCGCCUCUGACCGAAUUCACGCACCUGAUGAGCUGCACCGUCGACUUCCCCGCGUUUGAGGCCGCAAAUGAUGCCCUGAUCCCCGUUGUCAAACCAUACUGGCUACAGGCCUGUCUUCAGAAGCGAAAGUUGGCCAACCCACGGCAAUAUAGCCCAGAUCCUCGACUGAUCCUGAACGAUGUGGUGGUGACCUGCGGUGACAUCCCGGAGGGCGACAAGGAAGCAAUCAUCGGAGGAGUUCUCGCAAAGGGUGGACUGUAUAGUCCCAGAAUCUCCCAGCCGGUCACCCACUUGGUUGACCUGACCGCGGACUCGGAUAAGGCCCGCUUGAUCAUCGCGAAGAGGCUCAAGAUCAAAAUUGUCUUGCCCCACUGGUUCGAUGACUGCCUCAAGCUUGGACGACGAAUCGACGAACGCCCCUACCUUCUCCCCGACCCCGAGAUUCUGCGUGCGGCGCCCGACGCUCCCAUACGCUCAGCGGAGAACCGAGACAUCAUCGGUGCAUCGACACCUGACCCCACUAAUCUACCAGUCGCGGUGCAGUCGUCAGAUGAAUUGCCCAGGCUCAAUGUAUUCGAGGCCAAGAGUGUCAUGCUUGCUCCGGAUCUUGGGAUCGGGUCGCGUCUCUCUGGCUCCAUCGGAGACAUCAUCAGGGAGGGUGGGGGUUCUGUUGUUUCAGACAUAUCAGCUGCGGACAUCCUGAUCUGCCGCUACCGAGAAGGAUUCGCCUACCGCAUGGCGUUUCAGUUGAACAAAGAUAUCGGCAAUCUAUCCUGGCUCUACCACCUCAUGACAUAUAACACCUGGACUUCUCCUCUACGACGACUGUUACACUACCCCAUUUCACGCAAGGGUAUCCCGGGAUUCCAGGGGUUCAAGAUCAGUCUCUCAAACUAUGUCGGAGAAGCUAGGAGCUACCUGGAGCACCUGAUCACAGCCACGGGCGCCGAAUGCACCAAGACCCUUAAGCAAGAAAACACACACCUGGUGACCGCGCAUGGAAACAGCGAGAAAUGCGCCGCAGCGAAGGAAUGGGGUCUGCAAGUUGUCAACCACCUGUGGCUGGAGGAGAGUUACGCGAAAUGGAAGCUGCAGCCCGUCUCCGAUCCCCGCUACACGCACUUUCCCAAGCGAACAAACCUGGGCGAGGUUGUGGGCCAGACCAGACUGGAUAAAGCCGUACUCGAGAGUCAGCUCUUGCUCGAGAGCAACAACGGGGUACAGGCACCGUCGAGCCCGCGACCGGUGAUGCAGCACAAGGACCAAAACACUGUGACCUCCAAGACGCCGAAAAUUGUCCAGCAGUCUUCCGCAAGAACUACUGAGUCCGAAACCGAAGUGCCGCGCACGUCAGGUGCUACACCGCGGGUUGCGGACAAGUCCCGGAACGCCAUGGAUCCUCCAAAACUGCAGACGCCCGCUCGGACCCGGCUCACUUCCGAAGGAAAGGAGAAUGAUACUCCAUCGAGCACUAGCAGUCGCAAGUCAAAGGAGGUAGCCGCUGCUCGACUACACGAUCUUGCACCCGAUAUGGCGUUGUACGAGAAGGAGAAGAGGCGUGUUGGGGGUGUGAUUCAUGGUGGCCGGAGAGUCUCAGACGAGGAUCGCGUAGUACUCAACCCCAGCAAGAAGCGCGUGUCCAUGGAACCGCAGGACGAAAGCGACGAGGAUGAAACGACAGAGACAAAGAGACAGAAGAAGUCUAGACCCCCUGUCGCGAUGCAUCUGCUGAUAACCGGAUAUCAGAAAUGGGUCAAGAACCCGAAGACAGAGGAUUCUGACAAGCGACAACUACGUGACCUUGGGAUUUUGGUAGUCCAAGAAGCGAAGAGGUGUUCUCACCUUGCCGCACCGUCUAUCCUCAGGACCCCUAAAUUCGUGAACGCAUUGGCCUACGGACCAGUCCUCAUGAACAUCGAUUUCGUCACCCAGUGUCUCAAGCAGAAUGCCCUCCUAGAUCCUGCCGACUACACCCUCAAGGACAAGGCUUCCGAGGAAAAGUACGGAUUCAAGCUUGAAAAUGCCAGAACCAAUGCCAAGGCGAACAAGAACAAGCUGUUGCACGGAUACCAGAUUUACUGUGUGGAGACAAUUCGUGGUGGGUUCGAUGCAUUCAAGUCCAUUGUGGAUGCCAACGGUGGUCAAUGCACUCUGUUCCGGGGUCGGGUCUCGUACCGAUCACAGAGAGAAGAGAGCGAGGAAAGCUCGGAAGAUGACGACCCCAGUCGCAAAGAGGUGUAUCUGCUGAGCAGCACGGAAUCGGAUCAGGUGAAGACAUGGCCACGCUUCCGAAGUAUGGUUCUGAGCACCGGCAAAACGCCACGGAUUGUUCGUGUGGAAUGGCUUCUCGAUAUGGCUAUGUCCCAGAAGCUGCAUGCUGCGGAUGCCUACGAGCUGAGCGAAGAAAUGGCCGAGGUUUCGGAACAGUAAGCAGGUCGAGAUCUGCAUGGUGUUAUGAGUGCUGCGUCCAAGCGUCUUUGCUGGUUUGAAAGAAUUGAUAGGCAUGACUUCUUCAGGUCACUUCGCCGGGGGCUUUUGUAAAUGACUUACAUUUUGCAUGAAAAUAGCUUGUGGUACCCGCAAUCAAUUUGUCCAGAUAUCACGAACAGAUGACCGUCUAGAAAAAUUUGACAC